Penaeus indicus is the source of this 975-nucleotide messenger RNA. RefSeq names its product putative nuclease HARBI1. The transcript is spliced from 2 exons. NCBI's taxonomy places the organism in Eukaryota, Metazoa, Arthropoda, Malacostraca, Decapoda, Penaeidae. The coding region runs from base 1 to 975 and encodes 324 amino acids. The record is from RefSeq and is a predicted model, not a curated record.
AUGGAGUUGGUAGCUGCAUAUCUUCAAGGUCGAGCUUUACAACGUGAAAGACAUUAUAGGGACCCCUUGGAUCCUUUGCAUGUUAAUGAUAAUCAGUUAUUGCGGUACUAUAGAUUUCCAAGACAUGAAAUUCUGUGGCUCUGUGAGGUGUUGGACCCAUAUUUGAGAAGAACACGGAGGUCACACGCAGUGCCAACCCACACACAAGUGCUUGUGGCCUUACGCUUUUAUGCUAGUGGAACAUUUCAGAGUGUGAUUGGGGACUCAUGUGGACUAACACAAGCAAGUGUAAGCAGGAUAAUUGCAGCAGUGACCAGAGUGUUGACAGAAAAGGCAAGAAUAGAAAUAAAGUUUCCAUCAAGUGCUAAUGACUUAAUGAAGACUGUCCAAGAUUUUUCAAGAUUUGCAAACCUUCCGAGAGUCAUAGGAGCCAUAGAUGGUACUCACAUUCCAAUUAAAGCACCAUAUGUUGAUGAACACAUUUAUGUUAACAGGAAAAGGUUUCAUUCAUUAAAUCUACAGGUAGUUUGCAAUGCAGAUGGACUAAUAAUAAGUUACAACACAAGAUAUCCUGGCAGUACUCAUGAUGCAUUUAUUUGGUCCAACUGUGCACUACGUGAUAGUGGCUAUCCCCUUGAGCCAUACCUUUUAACGCCUCUGUCGAAUCCAAGAACACCAGGAGAAACCCGUUACAACAGAAGUAACACCAGAACACGUGGGAUCAUAGAGCAGACAUGUGGCAUAUUGAAGUCAAGAUUCAAGUGUCUGCAUCAUUCUGGAAGAACUCUUCAGUGUGAUCCCGUUAAGUGCUCCAAAAUUGCAAUUACCUGCCUGCUUCUCCAUAAUUAUUGUGUGAAACGAAGGAUACCAAUUCCGCAGGAGAUUGCAGAAAAUGAUGGCGAGGUGAACAUUGCAGCAAAAGCUGCUGAACGUGGCACAGGUCGUGCAGUCAGAGCUCGUCUUACUGAAAAUUAG